AUGACACCAUUUAUCACGUUCAGACUGAUAAAGUUAACACUUUAUUCAUGGUUUUUCUAUUUGUUACUCUCUAGUAGAAUUCAACUAUCGAAUAAUGUAGCAUUGGAAUCAUUUGCUAAGUCUCAUAAAGUUGCCUCCCCUACGGUAAUGAACCUGCUGAUUGCACAUCCGGAUGAUGAAGUAAUGUUUUUCGCUCCAACUUUGUCUCAAUUACAAACAUUGCAUCAUAAAGAUAACAAUUUAUUCUUUAAUAUUAUUUGUUUUUCAAAUGGUGACGCUAAUGACCUGGGUUCCAUAAGAGCUAAAGAAUUGAAUGAAUCGGUGUCUUUAUUAUUAAGAGGACAACAAUAUUCUGUUCAUUUAUUUGAACAUAAAGAUGGAAUGGACGAAGUAUGGGAUCAAGAAUUGAUGCUGAAACAAUUAGAAACAGUUAUUGGAGAUGUCAAUGAUGCUUUGAUUCUAACAUUUGAUUCAAGGGGUGUCUCGGGACAUAUUAACCAUAGAACAUGUAACUCUGUAGCAAUGACUUAUAAGACCUUGCAUCCAGGUACGACUUUAUUCCUAUUAGAUAGUUAUGGCCAGAAUAUUAUUAAAAAAUAUUCUGCAUUUGUAUUGGAAUUAAUAAAAAUCGCAUUGACUUUCUUAUUAGAAUUGUAUGAAAGAGUUUUCCAUAACAAGUUUCUACCAACCACUCUAAUCAAUUAUUACAGACAAGAAAGUAUAAAUGAUAAACUAACAUUUUUCAUUCCAUUUCCUAAAUACGCUUUCGCUUAUGCAACUAUGUUAAAUGCUCAUCAAUCACAGGUAGUAUGGUUCAGAUACGGGUGGUGGGCUUGUUCCAGGUUUGUGUUUGUUAAUGAUUUACAAAUCGUAUGA
This is a messenger RNA of Maudiozyma barnettii, 876 nucleotides long. RefSeq names its product N-acetylglucosaminylphosphatidylinositol deacetylase (gene GPI12). Gene Ontology annotation, cellular component: endoplasmic reticulum. NCBI's taxonomy places the organism in Eukaryota, Fungi, Ascomycota, Saccharomycetes, Saccharomycetales, Saccharomycetaceae. The coding region runs from base 1 to 876 and encodes 291 amino acids. The transcript has a single exon. Gene Ontology annotation, biological process: GPI anchor biosynthetic process. The record is from RefSeq and is a predicted model, not a curated record. Gene Ontology annotation, molecular function: N-acetylglucosaminylphosphatidylinositol deacetylase activity.